AUAUAUAUAUAUAUAUAUAUAUAUAUGUAAUAUAUACAUAUACAGAGUAAAUCCAAAGUUCCUGUGAUUUAAAAAAUUAUUUUUUCUCCAGACUUGUUAGGUACAUUUUUCUUUUUUUUAUCAAAUUGUAAUACUACAAGGCCGAGAAUUUUUUCACGACUUGAAAAAAUAAAGAAAAAUAAUUAAGCUAAAAAAGUCUCUUGAAAAAGAGUAAUUGAUUUUUUAAAAGCAUCUAAAAACUUUUGGUCCUCUCUGUAUAAGUAUUUAUAUAUGUAUGGAUGUAUGCACGUACUUACUCAUAAAAUGAGAAAUUAGAAAUAGAAAUGCAUAUAUCAUUGUUAUCUAUGAUUCUACGACAUAUGAAAAAAUGCCAAUCGCAUGCCUUUUGCUUUCAUUCGAUUAAUCAUAAUUCAUAAUGAUGGAAUAUAAGAAAAUUAUAAGAUCAACACACACAAAUGUAUUUAAAAACAUAAAUAGUAUAAGUGCAAAAUUAAUGUAACAGAUAUUACAAUAUAAAUUUUAAACAAAUGUCGAGAAUUAAAUUUACGUAAUAAAAAAAAAUAAUAAAAUGUUGUCAACGUUACUACGAAAAUAUAACUAUCUAUGUAACCUCAAAAUUAAAAUAUAUCAAAUUAAAAAUGACAAAUUAUCUUCCAAGUAAGUUUUUAAAUAAAUAAAAAAGAAGAAAAAGAUAUUGUCCUUUUUAUAAUAAUAAAUCGAUUUUUAGCAACUUUCUCAAUACUAAUAUUAAACGAAAUUUCAUUGCAACGUGCAUGAAAGAAAAUUCAAAAAAAGUAUUACCCGACGACAGUACCAUCUGUAUCGACAAACCACUUGAAUGGCCGACCGGGAAAAGAGCUCAUUUUAAAUUUCACGAAGAAACCGAAGCUGCUAUGAAUAAACAAAUAAAUGCUGAAUUUAAAGCUUUUUAUUAUUAUUUAUCUAUGGCGGCAUAUUUUGGGCGCGUAGAUGUUGCAUUGCCAGGUUGCGAGUCAUAUUUCAUGCAAAUGCAUCAAGAAGAACAUGAGCAUGCUUUAAGAUUUGUCGAUUAUGUUAAAAUGCGAGGUGGUCAAGUAAUAUUAUGUCCGAUUUUACCACCAGUUGAUCCAAAUUGGAAAUGCCCUCUUCAUGCCUUUAAAACUGCAUUGGACCUUGAGAUAGAAGUCAGCGAAAAAUUGGUUGAUGUUAAUACGGUAGCUGAAAAACAUGGUGACUUGAACGCAAGUGAUUUCAUUAUCACAGGUUUUAUGGAAAAUCAAAUGAAAAGUGUCAAUGAGAUGGCGAAAUUCGUAACGGUUUUAUCAGGCAUAGGCGAUCAAGCAUUGGCACGUUUUGUUUUCGAUAAGGAUUUACUUGAUAAUCAUGUAUCAUCGGAAUUUAAUGUAAUU
Molecule: messenger RNA, 1388 nt
Organism: Vespa velutina
Lineage: Eukaryota; Metazoa; Arthropoda; Insecta; Hymenoptera; Vespidae
Product: soma ferritin-like
Exons: 3
Biological process (GO): intracellular iron ion homeostasis; iron ion transport
Cellular component (GO): cytoplasm
Molecular function (GO): ferric iron binding; ferrous iron binding
Source: RefSeq, a predicted model, not a curated record